This is a messenger RNA of Megachile rotundata (alfalfa leafcutting bee), 7051 nucleotides long. It is a transcript of the gene gpp, whose product is annotated as DOT1 like histone lysine methyltransferase grappa. NCBI's taxonomy places the organism in Eukaryota, Metazoa, Arthropoda, Insecta, Hymenoptera, Megachilidae. Gene Ontology annotation, molecular function: histone H3K79 methyltransferase activity. Gene Ontology annotation, biological process: regulation of transcription regulatory region DNA binding; DNA damage checkpoint signaling; DNA repair. The record is from RefSeq and is a predicted model, not a curated record. Gene Ontology annotation, cellular component: nucleus.
AAUUUCUAAAUUGCCGAAGUUCUCAAAAAUGUUCAAUUUUUGUAAAGGUUACAAAAAAGGGCCCAUAGUGAAUAGUAUAUUCUUAUUCAACAUAGUCUUUUCCCCUAGAUAAAUCUACUAUGCUCGACACUGUACCCGCGGUCGAAAGUUCAACGGUUCCUUGAACGCAUGCGCAGUGAAGGUAGUUGGCGCGGAACACCCGGAUGUGCUGCCGCAUGAACACGGUACGGUAGAAGGAAGAGGCAUGACGCCAUGUUUUGAUGUCGUCAUCCCCCCCCAAACCGCUGUUUCUUGAGCAGCACAAUAGUCUGUCAGUGUUUUUCUGUUGUGUACCUCGUGUUCCGUGUUCCUGGUGGCCGUUCUGGCGUGCCUGCCCGGGCCUCUCCACCGUCGCGUCGCAAUUGAAUGCUCACCUCUAAGGCCGAGGCUUGUCCCCGUGAGUUGACGGUCGCUGAAAGUGGCCCUUCGUGUCUUUUCAUGUCCGGGGAAGUAACCGCGGAGCGGGGGGGGUCCACGAGCGUCGUCUACGUGGUGGUAGUGUCCUAGUGCGGGGAGGACGAGCGACCACGAUCCUCCACCGAACGGUUUAUUCAAGUGGUUACGUCACGCAAUCCUGAACUAGGCUUUCGGGGGAAACGCUUUGCUGAAGAAGUGGACGACGACGGCGACGGGGACGAGGACGACGGCCCUGCUAAAAUGGAGCUGCGCCUGCACUCGCCAGCCGGAGCAGAACCGAUCGUCUAUCAAUGGCCCCUUACCUCCGGAUCCGGAAAUGAUCGACACGAUGGUGCACUUGAUGUUGUUGAAACAAUGCGGUGGGUUUGUGAGGAUUUGCCAGAUUUAAAGCUACCAUUAGAAAACAAUAUUUUAUGUAAUUAUGACACAAGAGAUUAUGAAAGUAUGAAAAGUUUAUGUGACAGAUUCAAUAGAGCAAUUGACAGUUUAGUUCAGUUGGAAAAGGGCACUAGUUUACCAUCUCAGAGGUUAAAUAAAAGACCCAGUCGAGGUUUAUUAAGACAUAUACUUCAACAAACGUAUAAUCAGGCGGUAGUUGAACCAGAUAAAUUAAAUCAGUAUGAACCAUUUUCACCAGAAGUGUACGGUGAAACAAGUUAUGAGCUUGUGUGUCAAAUGAUUGAUCAGAUUGAUGUAACGGAAGAUGAUGUAUUUGUUGAUUUGGGAUCUGGAGUUGGUCAAGUAGUUCUCCAAAUGGCAGCAGCAACCUUAUGUAAAAUUUGUAUUGGUGUUGAGAGAGCUGAUGUACCUUCAAGAUAUGCACAGAGUAUGGAAAUAAACUUUCGUAAAUGGUUGAAUUGGUAUGGGAAAAGAUGCGGCGAAUAUCGUUUGGUAAAAGGCGAUUUUUUAGCUGAUGAACAUCGGGAAAGCAUUACUGGCGCUACGAUAGUAUUUGUCAAUAAUUUUGCAUUUGGUCCAACGGUAGAUCAUCAGUUGAAAGAGCGAUUUGCCGAUUUAAGAGAUGGUGCCCGUAUAGUAUCCUCAAAGUCAUUUUGCCCCCUCAAUUUUCGCAUAACGGAUAGAAAUCUUAGCGAUAUUGGUACAAUAAUGCAUGUGUCAGAAAUGUCACCAUUAAAGGGUUCUGUAUCUUGGACUGGUAAACCAGUGUCUUAUUAUUUACAUGUAAUCGAUCGUACCAAGUUAGAACGUUAUUUCCACCGUUUAAAGAAUAAUAAACAAGGUGGUGAUGAGAACUCUGAUUCUGUGAUAAAUAACACUGCCAGCAAUAGUAAUAAGAUUACAAGUAGAAACGAGAGAGGCGAUAGAGCUAAACGAGAUUUGUCAAGGCAGUUAGAUAGUCCAAAUCAUUCCGAACAACAAGGAACGAAUAGCGAUACAGAUUUGGAUGAGAAUAAUAUUAAAAAUCGUCGGCAACCAAAUAAAAUUCGUAGGAAGUUAAAUAGAAAAACUAAUGGUAUUACAAGGCCUCCAACUAGAGGCAGACAGAGGGGAAGAGGUGUGAAAAAAUCUAAACCGAAGAAAGCAAUUAAUAUUUCGGGUCUAGAUUUGCUACAUAGCCAAACGUUACUUAGUACAUCCCCUCAAGCUUUGGGAAAGAAACCACCACCCGCGCCUGGUUGUGUGGAUCAACAACUGUCUUCAUUGUCACUUUCUUUACAAUCACAUUCCACCUCUGUGCAUGAAGAACUUAGUAUACCACCUGCUCCGUCCGCCACUCCAUAUGCUUUACAAAUACUUUUGGACUUGUAUAGGGACCAAUUCAUGCUCAUGUUAGAAUCAAUGAGAACUCCUUCGUAUAGAGUAUCAGUUAACACAGACAUUGCAAAAGAAAGAGAAAGAAAUUCCAAAUUACAGUCUAGAGCGGCGCAAUUAGAAAAACAGAUAAAGGUACUAAUCGAUGAUAGCGUAGCACUUCUAAAAGCACGGAUGACCGAGUUAGGUAUAAAUGCAACAUCGCCGGGUGAUUUACUUGCAAAAGCUAAGGAAAUAGUUCUUAGACAUAAACAAUUGCAAGCUAAAGCAAGUAAACUGCAAGCCCAAGUUGCAUCCAUGGAAAGUGAACAGUCGAGAUUGACUGCGCUUAGGCACCAAGAAUUGCAAGAGAAAUACAGCAGUCUUACGAAUGCAAACGGUAUAUCAAAUCCACCACAACCGCUUACUCAGGAUUACAUAUUAAAAGAAAUAUCCGCAACAUUGUCUCAACGCAAAAGAUUACAUUGUCAGGUAUCCAAAUUGGAACAUGAAUUGAAUGUAUUGGAAAGAGCGAGCAAUGAAAAACAAGUAGCUGCAAUUGCUCAACAACAACGAGAAGCAAUGAACACGAAACAUUCGCAAAGUCAACAUCAUCAUCAGCAACAAAAUGGAAAAAGUGGAUCAUCACGGAAAAACAGAGAAGGACGUUCUAGAUCGCAAGAGUGGCCAGAUGUGCCCGAUAUCGGAAAAAUUCAAGAAAACAAUCCAGAAAUAUUGGCACAAAAAAUUUUAGAAACAGGCAGACAAAUAGAAGCUGGUCGAAUAUUAAAUAGACAAAACACGAAUACGAAUAGCAAUUCUAGAACUAGACUGCCACAAGCGUCUCUUAGUUUUUCUACUAGUUCGUCGUCAAUUUCAUCUUCACAAUUACAAGCAAAUAAUAAAGAAACAACAAAUAGAACUCAGGAACCUCCUAGGGUUGCAAAUUUUGAAGAUAGAUUAAAGAGUAUUAUUACGAGCGUUUUGAACGAAGAUCAACAGAAUAGAAAUAAACAACAACAAAUGCAACUACAGGUGCAAUUACAAAAUCAGACUGAACCAGAUAGGAAACGUAUCGCUUUACCACAAAAUGUUUCUACUCCUGAUUAUACACAGGUUUCACCUGCAAAACUAGCUCUUCGCCGUCACUUGUCUCAAGAACGUCUUUCUUCACACUUAACACCAUCCGAUAGGUCAACAAUUGACUCUAGGCAAUCGAGUCAUGACAAUCGUAUUGUAACAGGGGGGAAUGGAUUGCUUGGUACUAGAACAAUCGGUGAUUUGGUUAGCGGAGAAAUAGAGAGAACUUUAGAAAUAUCUAAUCAAUCUAUAAUAAACGCUGCUGUUGAUAUGAGCGCAAUGAUAAGGCCGGAGACUGUAUAUUCUCCUAUCAGUAGACCAGCUAGUGCCGAGGGUGAUGCUGGUUUGUCAACUCUCGCACACGUAGCAAGUUACGCUCCAACUUCUUCAGCAGUUUCGACAUGUACUCCUACCACUACUUCAAGAUCAUCUGUAUUGUUUACUCCCGUUACGCAACCGCAGAGAUAUACACCAGUUCAGUUACCUCGCGCAGAUAUCAAGCCUUAUCACGAAUCGUAUUUCUCCGACAAUCCUCAGUCGCUCGCGCAAAAUCAUCCUCCACCAUCAUUGCAUUCAUCUCAAGCUGUGUCGAACGGUGAACUUUUACCGGUAGAAGGAUUAGCUGCAUCUUUACAUGCUCGUAUAUUGAAUAAUCAUAAUACAAAAACCGAGCCAAUGCUUUCUACAAGUAGAAGAUUUCAACCGUAUCCACGGUAUGCAACCAGUAGUAACAGUAAUGGCAGUGCAACAACAAAUGGUAUUGUGACAGCCAUUUGUCAGUCACAGCCUGCGAUGUCAGUAAAGACAGAAGCAGUUGUAUCGUCAGUAAGCACAAGCGGAGCACCAUUAAGUCCCCUUGUAGAACCACAUUCUAAUACAUCUACACCACUAGUUGAUGAACCCCAAAUGACAACGCAGAGACAACGAAACGGUAUCGGUGACGACGAUGGAGAGGCAGAUUGGCAAGACCGUAUCAGUUCUGGAUUCGACAGACUGGUUGCAUUCGCGUCUACGGAACUGGACAAACGAAGAAGGUCGACAGAGGGAGUGAACACGAGUCCUGACAGCGGAUUAGGAUCAGAUAGUACUGUAACAGGUCCUCCACCGGUGAUUCCUUCACCGGACGAAGCGUUAGGACCACCGCGUACGCCUUCACCGACCAGUCCUCGUCCACCAAAUCCCUCCAACAGUAGUACGAGCAGCGCAUCCUCGGUGCCUCUGAAAUAUCAACGUCAAUCGGAUCCGGAGCGUCAUCAUUUUAAGAAGAAGUUUUUUCAUAGAGAUUGGAACAACUCUGGGAGCACCAGUAAGUUUCGUCCUAAGGGCAAGGAUUGGGAUUGGAAUCAUUCAGGACAGUGGCCUUCGAAUGACGAACAAUCUUAAUUUACUUUUUUUAUACACCGCAUCUUUAAACGACUAUAUCAAGCUUCAAACGAAUUCUCUUAUGGUUGUUAGGUUUGCAGAAAAAUGUCUGCACUUUUUCUCUUUUUUUUAAGUUAUGGAUAUUUAAUUUCUUGUCUUGCAAGACAUGUUAUUUCUUUUAUUCGUUGUGUAGUGUGGUGUUAAAAUAAUCCUUCAUUGUCGAAACAAGUACAACGUUGUAGUCAUUAGCGUAACUGAUUAGAGGCCAGGGUCGGCCUGACCCCUCUCAAUGGAUAUAACAAUGGAUAAUUACGAUUUAAGCGUGUUUCUUCUUAGAAAAAUAUUACAGUUACGCUAAUGAUUACAGUACAUUACACUUACACCUUUAUUCAAACAAGCAAUCAAUUCAAACAUCAUUUUUCAUCUCUCGUUUGACAUUAAACGAAAAAUUUUGUUUCGUUUUAUUUCACUAGUAGAAAUUGUAUUUAUUUAACACAUGAUCAGUGCGAGGCUAAAUGUAUCGCGAAAUUAAAGUUAUAUUUCGAUCAUUAAAAAUCUAAUUAAUAUUUAACCGUAUACACACGUAUAUUGAGAAGGUUGACAAACAAAACACUAUUAUACAUUACUCACCGGUAAGUAUUUCAAUUAAAUAUUAUUAGCAAUUACACUUUUUGGUGAAAAAAAUUUAGAGUAAUUAUUAUCAAUUUGAUAUAUGACGUACGGUGAGAAUGUGUUUGCCUUCAGAAAUAUAUGCUGAUACCAUAGAGAUUAUAUUCCGUGAAAGGAAUACAAUUAUUAAACGGUUUGUAAUCGUGCAUCUGUAAUAAUUAUGGUACAUGUCUAUUACACAUUAAUUUAACUAGGUUCAAAUAAAGGUGAGUUUGGUCUUCCUCAGGUUUAACUUUUAUCAAAAACUAAAAGUAUUCAACUUUCUAAAUUUGUAAGCUUCAAAAUCCUCAGAUUUCCAAAUCACUUAUACUUGAUACAGGUCAUUAAUGGAAAGUGUAAAAGGUCUAACUCACCCCAAUUAAAAAUCCUAGUUAUAUCAACGCUAUUACAUGUUAAGUGUAGUAGAAGAAAAAGCAAAAUGUCGUGUAAAGGGAUGUAUCGUGUAUUAUGGAUGUCACAAAAGAACGUUAGCUGAUAAACAAAAAAGAAAAGAAGCUACCAAAACCUACGUGUGUUCGUAGCAAAUAUCCGCUGCAAAUUUUAUACGCGGCUCCAUGUAUCUUCCGAUUGUUUCUGGAAGAUGCAUAUCGAAGUGUUCACUGUUGCUCAUGAAUUGUAUGACGACAGACAGCGAAAAAAUAGUCAUUUCACUAACUGGAAGUUAAAUUUAAUUCGUUCUUUUUUUCUUUCUCUCUUUUGUUUGCACAAAUUUACUCACGAAUUUGUAAGAGUUGUGCAGAAUAUCCAAAGAAUAAUAAUCUCUCUACGAGUGUUGAAUAGGAAAUUUUCCAGCAGUUCGAUCGGAUUUAACAGAUAUCGCUGGUAAAUUUGAGACAAUUUGUAAAUAGAUAAAACGCGACUUGAUGAAAUAUGCGUGCGUUUGCGAUGUAUAAAAAAAAGUUCUUUUUUUUUUUAAUCAUUGUGUCGUAUAUAGUGCAAAAAGUUGUAAAGAGAAAAGCCGAGCAAAAGUGUCGUGAGUUAAUUCUGUAAAAAAAAAGAACGGAAAAGGAAAUCAAACGCUCGCCGUAUAAUUAUUGUAAUUAGUUGUCGAAUUAUUUAAUAAUCCCCUUAUACAUUAAAUACAUAUAAUGAAUAACGAUAUGUAGGCAUCUGCCAAGUUUAGCGUGUUACAUACACUGCCGAAUCUUCUAUUAAUUUUAUUAUUGAUCAUAAUUAUUAUUUAUUGUUUUUAUUGAAAUAUUUUAAUACUAAGGUUUUUUGUAACAAGCAUAUUAUCUCUUUCAUUCCUACCUUCCAUUUGCGAUUCAUUUUAAACAUCUGGAUUACGAAAUCUUAUAGGAUCACGCGAGAUACCGUGAAAAUAAUUAAUGUACCGGAAUUACGAAAGGAAGCAGAGUAUGAAAUAGUAGAUACGUUUUUCUAAGCGUGAAUUAUUGGAAGAGAAAUUUUAUUAAUCAUGUUGCCUCAAUGCGUUAAUCGUUGUCUAUGCAAUACUUUUUUGUAAACGAUAGCUGAAAAAAAGGAAACGCUAGCACGUUUGUAGUACUCAUUCGUUCAUUUGUUGCGUGAGCGAAUAAUGGUUGAGACAUAUACAAUAGAAAUUAUGGUAAUACGAUUUUAUAGAAUCGACAAGCAGAUGUAAACAGAAUCUUGUAGAUAUAAUGCAACAAAGUACAAAGUUCUACCUGAACAGAUUAUAUUUCGUACCAGUAUCUGUUUUGUACAUCGAGUAAUCAAUAAUGCAUUAAAAUAUACCACAUUUUUAUCUUGA